Messenger RNA from Trichobilharzia szidati, 3814 nucleotides. The record is from the annotation of a GenBank genome assembly. NCBI's taxonomy places the organism in Eukaryota, Metazoa, Platyhelminthes, Trematoda, Strigeidida, Schistosomatidae.
AUGCUUCUCAAAGAGUAUCGCAUAUGUAUGCCUCUAACAGUUGCUGAAUAUAGAAUAGCUCAGUUGUAUAUGAUUCAGAAAAAGUCUCGCGAGGAGAGUACAGGUCGUGGAAGUGGUGUUGAGAUACUAAAAAAUGAACCUUAUGAAGAUGGACCCGGUGGAAAAGGUCAAUAUACAUUCAAAAUCUAUCAUGUGGGCAGCCACUUACCAUCGUGGAUUCGUAAUAUAUUACCGUCAUCUGCUUUACGCGUAGAAGAAGAGGCUUGGAACGCUUAUCCCUAUACUAGAACAAUUUAUAAAGUACCUUUUGUAGAGAAACUAGUACUCGAUGUGGAGACAUAUUUUUUCGAUGAUUCUGGAGAACAAGACGAUGUAUUUAAGCUUUCAGAAGAUGAGAAAAAAGCUCGCAUUGUUGAUUUCAUCGAUAUUGUAAAAGAUUCAGUCACUGGGAACGACUAUAAAGUAGAGGAAGAUCCGACUAUUUAUGCGUCAGCAGCAACCGGUCGUGGGCCACUAUCUCCAAAUUGGCGUGAAGAAUUCACUCGCGCUCAGAAAGUGACUCUUGAAACAUAUGAAAGACCACCAACGCGAACACAUGACAAUGCACCAGCUACUGAAGUUUUGAAACCGUUGCCUAAGCGGAUUAUGUGUGCAUAUAAACUCUGUCGAGUGGAAUUUCGUUAUUGGGGUACUCAAACACGAGUUGAACAAUUUAUUCAUGAUACUGCACUUCGCAAAACUAUGUUAAGAGCACAUCGACAAGUAUGGGCAUGGCAGGAUGAAUGGUACGGGCUUACAAUAGAUGAGAUACGUCGUCUAGAAGAGGAAACAGCUCAAGCAUUAGCAACUAAAAUGGCCAUUUCUGAUCAACUUACAAACACUAAAGAUCAAUUAUCGAAUCAAAUUCCGUCAACAGCGACUACUAGUGCCACCCAAACAAAACCUCAACCUAUUGGAAACUGUGAAUCUGCUGCAGUCUCAACUAAUCCAUCUGAAUCAACAGAAUAUCGUAUUACACAAGAUUCAACUAAUAUUGCAGAAGAAAACUUAUGGGCUGAUUUCAAGAAAUUAGAAGCAAACAAUUUGGAGCUGGAUGAUUUUGAACCGUUUACAGUAACAUUUCCAGAGUCAGAUGAUGAUUCUAAAUCCUUUGUUACAUGUUGCAGUGACAUUACUGGAAAUACUGAUUUCGCCUCAAAUUUUCAAAGUUUUGAUAAUUCUGACUCAAUGUCUUGCUUUAAUCAAAAACCUAUCUCUGGUUCUCCUCCAGUUUCAAGCAAACUAAUACUCAUAUUAGUAGUUCACGGUGGUUGUAUCCUUGAUUCGACAUAUGAUAUGACUACAAAACGUUCAGAUACCUUGACUUUUCGAAAGACAAUUGAAACAGUAACCGCUAAUCACUAUCCAACACUGCAUAAUCGAAUAGCUGUGAAACUUGUACCAUGUCCCACUGAAAUUGGUGAAAUAUUCCGUCUGUUUUCCAGGCUGAAAACUACACCAGAUCUUAAUAGACCUAUUGAAAGUCAAUUUUUACGGGAUAUAAUGCCUUUGGGGAGUAUUCCUUUGUUUCUGAUUAAUUCUCCUGGUUAUCAUCAAAUGUUAGAACAACUGACAUUUAAUCUGAACACCCAUUAUGCUGAAUUUCUGCGUUCUCCUGAAGGAUUCGGUUUUUCAGGGACAGUUUGUAUUGUAGCAGAUAGUGUUGGUUCAAUACUAGCACAUGAUCUCUUAAGCAUGCCAGUUACAAAUCAUUUGACAAUAUCACGUGAUAAUAAUAACAACAGUAAUAACAAUGAUAUUAGUGUAACAGAUAUUGGAGUAAGACGCAGCCGUGAUCAAUUCAACGUGCAAAAACUGAAACUAUCAGAUAAGCAGGUGAAAAGUCCAACCAUAAUAAACAGUCCCAGUGAAGUUACCUUAUGCCCUCCUGAUUCAAAAAUUAUUUCGGAAGGUACUGAAGUAUCACAGUCUGGUGAUCGAGAUCGGGAAUCUGAAUCAUGCAGUCGCAUGUGUGCUUUAGACUUUCAGGUACAAAAUUUCUUCAUGUUGGGUUCACCAGUUGGUCUAAUCUUGGCCUAUCGUCAUCAACAAAAUCAACUGCCAAGUCUAACACCAUGGCAAUUAGCCAACAAUACACCCAAUGCUGUUUACCAUUCUUCACAAGAAUUCAGAUUGAUUGUGGAUCAAGCGUACAAUCUAUUCCAUUUAACUGAUCCAUGUGGUUUCCGUAUUGAACCAUUGUUGGAUAAUCGUUUUAGUCAUAUAUCACCUAUAUUUAUACCACAGUAUAUACGUUAUCCACUUGGUGAUGGUCAGUCCACAAAUCUAAUUGAAACUCUUGUCCAACAAGCUGAAUUAUUCUCUCCAAAUUAUUCAACUAGAUACUUUAAUUUCACCGAAAGUCCUAAUGAUUCAAUAAAUUCUGAGAAUAGUGACAGCAUUUCUCCGGUUAAAUUACAACAACAGAAAGAUCAGAAAUUGAAUUGGGAAAAGAAAACUUUUAUAGCCUUAGAGACUUUAAAGAAAGUACGACAAUCCUGGUGGGGUCCUAAACGAGUUGACUACAGUGUCCAUUGUCCAGAAGCAAUUCAAAAUAUCUUGGCUCGUGCAUUACCUCCAAUUUUACAUGCCAGUUACUGGGAAUCAAAAGAUGUAGCGUCCUUCAUUAUAAGACAGCUUUUAGACACAAUGGGACUUAGUAUUUUAGAGACAGCAUAUUCUGCAGAUAUGGCUGAUGAAAUUGCCGUUACAGAAUUAGCCAAAGUCUCAUUGAAUCCACUGAAGGUAAAAUCACAGACGUAUGAUGUGUCCGAGGAUUCCAGUACCCAGAUUUCUCAACAUUCAGGAAAAUCUAGUAAUCAGUCCAAAUUUUCCAAUUUCAGUCAGUCAUUGUCUUUAGGACCUCGGAAUUUCUUGAAAAGGACAUCAUCUGAAAGGUUAAAGAACUUUAAACCAAAUCAUCGAGCGAAUGAUGUAAUUGCUACAACUGGCACUCCUGCUCUUAUCACAGGUCGAUUUGUCCUCGGUGGAUUGGAUCUAAUGAGUUUUUCUGGUGAAAAAAUUCGCGUAGAAAUCCAGUCUGUCAGUGGAUCUUGGGCGUAUGUAUGCACAGAAGUCACUGAUUCUUCUGGAAGAUUACGAUUUUUCUUACCAGAGCAGCUUCACUUACCUGAUGGACUUUAUCCUAUAAAAAUGACACCUGAAUCGGAUCCUGACCACCCUGUAUUGAUUACUUUGGCGGUAGUACCUCCACAGACUGAAGUUGUUGUCUUCAGUGUAGACGGUAGUUUCGCUGCAAGUUUGUCUCUUAUGGGAAAAGAUCCAAAAGUUUACCCUGGUGCUGUUGAUGUUGCACGCCACUGGCAGGGAUUAGGAUUUUUAUUAAUCUACUUGUCUGCUCGACCAGAUAUGCAAAGACGUCGAGUAACCAGUUGGAUGGCAAAUCAUAAUUUCCCAUUUGGAUUAACUUUCUUUUUAAAUGGUCUAUACACUGAUCCAUUGAAGCAAAAAGCUCAAAUGUUGAAAACGAUUAUUGAAAAUGCCAAAUUACGAAUUCAUUGUGGCUAUGGUUCUGGUAAAGAUAUUAAUCUAUAUCGUUCUCUUGGUUUAUCUACUCAUAAUGUUUUCUUGAUUGGGAAAGUGUCUCGAUCCCAAGCGUCAAAUGGAACUCCAUUGUUAAAUGGAUAUUCAGCGCAUUUAUCUUCGUUAGUGAACGGUCAUCCUUUGUCUAGACCUGCUGUCGGAGCAAUGAGUGUAGCAGUCCGCUGUUGUCCAUUUGACUUACCUUCUGUGUGUCCUUCUUCACCUUUAUUGA